AUGGAUGGCGCUCAACUGCUGGUCACCCAGGAUGAAACUGUUGAUAAUGUUGAUAAUGUUGAGCAGGUAGACGUUGAUCAUGAAAACGAAAUUAGUAGUCAUGAAAGAAAAAUGUUAGUACUACAGUUAUUGAUCUUGGGACUUUCUCUCCAAAACCUUGGUAAAAUUGAAGAAGCCGUGAAGAAUUACGAAAAAGCCGUUGAAAUUGCGGAUGAAGGAGUUCACAAUGAGAUCAAAGCAAAAGCUUAUCAACGUGUUGGAAAUUCAUAUACUGCGACCUCUAAGUACAAGAAAGCAAUUGAAUAUUAUCAAAAGGCGCGCGAAGUAUAUCCAGGCAUUGAAAGAGAUAAAUUAGAGGUAUUAUCAUAUCUGUGGUUAGGUGAAAACUGCCUGCAAGCUUCCCAGUACAAAGAGUCCAUCGAGUCUUACAAUGAAGUUGUAAAAUUUGCAUCACAGCUGGGAGACAUAAAGCGGGAAAUCAAUGCUUACCUUGGAUUAGGAAGUGCAUUUUGUUAUAAUGACGACUUAGAGUCCUCGCAAGAGUAUUUGUUAAAAGCUCUUACAGUAGCAAAACAGAUCAACGACAGAACUCUCGAAAAGAUGGCAUAUACGAACUUGGGAUAUUUAUACUAUAGGAAUAAUAAGUUUGAUGCAGCUGCCCAGUCAUAUCUCAAAGUUCAAGAUAUUUCCCAUGAAUUGGUCAGAAAAAAGAAGAAGCAAACGCAUGUCUCCUACUCGGUGACACAUUCAGUGAAGAAUGUGAUUACGAAUUGGCGAUUGAGUGGUACGAAAAGGCAUUGA
This is a messenger RNA of Paramuricea clavata, 801 nucleotides long. NCBI's taxonomy places the organism in Eukaryota, Metazoa, Cnidaria, Anthozoa, Malacalcyonacea, Plexauridae. The record is from the annotation of a GenBank genome assembly.